CCAACUUGAUCUAUCGCACUCCAUCGCAUCUUUCAACCGAAACUCAUAUUCCAUCCCGAAUUCCAAUUCCCCCACUUUCAAAAUGACUGGAGGUAAAUCAGGUGGCAAGGCCAGUGGCUCCAAGAGCACGGCUCAAUCCCGUUCAUCUAAGGCUGGUCUCGCAUUCCCCGUCGGUCGUGUCCACCGUCUGUUGAGGAAGGGAAACUACGCUCAGCGUGUUGGUGCCGGUGCUCCCGUCUACCUCGCUGCGGUCCUAGAGUACCUGGCUGCCGAAAUCCUCGAGUUGGCCGGUAACGCCGCCCGCGACAACAAGAAGACCCGUAUCAUCCCCCGCCAUCUGCAGCUCGCCAUCCGUAACGAUGAGGAGUUGAACAAGCUGUUGGGCCACGUCACCAUCGCGCAGGGUGGUGUGCUUCCCAACAUCCACCAAAACCUUUUGCCCAAGAAGACGGCCAAGGGUGGCAAGGGCGCCAGCCUGGAGAUGUAAGGUGGUGGUGGUCAUGGUGGGAAUGGCUUCUUUCGUUUGACACUUGGCGCGACACAAUGGGGGCUGCUGCUUUUUUGAUCUCCAAUGAUAAUGGGGGUCAUCGGGACACGGGGUCUGGGAAUUCAUGGCUUUUUU
Messenger RNA from Eremomyces bilateralis CBS 781.70, 622 nucleotides. Its product is annotated as histone 2A. The transcript has 4 exons. NCBI's taxonomy places the organism in Eukaryota, Fungi, Ascomycota, Dothideomycetes, Eremomycetales, Eremomycetaceae. Gene Ontology annotation, cellular component: nucleosome. Bases 83 to 487 code for a protein of 134 amino acids. Gene Ontology annotation, molecular function: structural constituent of chromatin; protein heterodimerization activity; DNA binding. The record is from RefSeq and is a predicted model, not a curated record.